UCGUUUUGUAAUGCUAUAAAUAUAACAAGUGGUAGAAUUAUUCAAACGCUGAACAGACGUUCGAAAAACGUCUCAGAAUUUUUUUCUAAAAGUUUCCUUUAUUUUAUUAUAAGAUGCAACAAACCUGUUCGUAUCUUUAAUUUGUUUACCGCACACAAAAGAGAGCGAUAGCACUGAAUCACUCUUCGGUAUUAUAGCAUUUUUUCUCAAACGCUUUAUCACUUAAUUAAGUUUAGAUGAUGUUUAUAGUAGUAAGCACCAAAAAGAAGUGAUAAAAUUGUGUUUUCACCUGAAUUUUGAAGAAAAGCAACAUAGAUAUAAUGGCGAAAUUACAGAUGGUACCGUUAGCCAAGGAGAUGAAAAAGAAUCCCGAACUAAAAGAAGCGGAUAUUCAAUCGUUACGCGAUUGGUGUCAGAAACAGCCUCACCUGCCGCAAAUGACCGACAGCGAAUUAGCUUUGUUUUUGCACAGUAAUUACUAUCGUUUGGAGCCAACAAAAAACACCAUUGACACGUUCUACACCGUCAGAACUCACGUGCCGGAGUUUUUUUCAAACCGCGAUCCGGUAAACGCCAAAGAUCUGCUGCAAAUGUUCAAAGUUGUGAUGAACAUGCCUCUGGAGCGUACGACUAAGGAUGGCUACGACGUGAUCUACGGCGCGCUCUCCGAUUUCGAGCCUUCGAAUUACGACUACACGUUCAACAUGAAGCUCUUCGGGAUGGUGAUGGAUCUGUGGCUUUACGGCAAGGGUACUAUGAAGGGACACGUGAUACUGGUCGACCUGAAGGGCCUUGUGAUCGGUCAUGUGGCGCGAUUCAGCCCCAUGGCUCUCAAGCGAUUUCUCUACUAUCUGCAAGAGGGUCUGCCGGUCAGGCUCAAGGGCUUUCACUUUGUCAACACGAACCCCGUCAUGGACAUUCUCAUGAACAUCAUGCGCCCCUUUAUGAAGAAGGAACUGCUCGAUAUCCUUCACCUGCACCAAAGCGUUAACGCAAUCGAGGAGUUCAAUAUUCCCGUGGAUAUACUGCCGAAUGAAUCGGGUGGUAAAGCCGGACCGGCAAAGGAACUUUUUGCGGCGGAAGUGAAAAAAUUAGAGGCUCAUCGCGAGUGGUUUAUUCAAGAGGAAAAGACUCAGCGCAUCGACGAGUCGAAGCGUCCCGGAAAAGCGAAGUCUGCUACGGAUCUUUUCGGAGUCGAAGGAAGCUUUAAGAAGCUUGAAAUCGAUUAAGUUAUGAUAAUAAGUUUGAAUGUUAAUAUAUUUACUUGAUGAGAUAAAUCAAUGUCCUUGUAAUGAAUUCUGUUCCCCUUCAUAUAGACAGUGAUACAUAAGAUUAAUAGUUAUGUCAACGUUAAAUAAAAAUAAGAUGAUGGUUCAUGUUGUGUUGUAUCAUUUAAAAAUGUCGUUUUGAUAAAAUUUAGGCUUAAAAAUUGUGAAGAAUCACAACUGUUCUGUUUAAAAUUUUAUACUGUUGAAUUCAGAUAAUAUACUCAGUAAUUAUAUAACAAAACAAUAUAUAGAAGCUGAUAAAAACCAUUUAUUUAAAAAUUGAUUUAAAAUGAAAAUUUUAUUAAAAUGUUAGCGACUAUUGAAAUACAAAAUUUAAUUACGAUUAUCACUUUCAUAUUCGACAGAAUGAAAACAAUAAAAUAAGAAUGAUGAUGAGAGUAAGAACUUACGGUCUUCAAAUAUAUAAGCAACCAAAAUGUAUGUGUCACUUCAAUGUCGUAUAAAAUAUUACCUUUUAGUUUCACUGCGUCUUCUGUGUCGAUACUAAUUGCAUAUCUAUUAAAACGUUUUGAUGUAUCACUCG
Messenger RNA from Nasonia vitripennis (jewel wasp), 1812 nucleotides. RefSeq names its product alpha-tocopherol transfer protein-like. The record is from RefSeq and is a predicted model, not a curated record. Gene Ontology annotation, cellular component: membrane. Lineage: Eukaryota; Metazoa; Arthropoda; Insecta; Hymenoptera; Pteromalidae. The transcript is spliced from 3 exons. Bases 321 to 1229 code for a protein of 302 amino acids. Gene Ontology annotation, molecular function: phosphatidylinositol bisphosphate binding.